AUGGCCAGCAACACAUCAUCACCCCAACCCCUCCCCCCGCCCAUGGCCUUCGCCUCCUGGCUCACCCAGAACGAAUCCCUCCUCCAGCCCCCCGUAAACAACUACUGCCUCUUCAGCGGCAAGGACAUGGUCCUCAUGGUCGUAGGCGGGCCCAACACGCGCAAUGACUACCACAUCAACGAGACCGAGGAGUGGUUCUACCAGCUCAAGGGUGCCAUGUGCCUCAAGGUCGUCGAGACGGACGCCCAGGGGAACGAGGCCUUCAAGGACGUCGAGAUCAAGGAAGGCGAGAUGUUCCUGCUGCCAGGCAACACGCCGCACAACCCGUGCCGUUUCGCAGACACCAUCGGCCUGGUCAUGGAGCGCGUGCGGCCCGAGGGGAGCCUCGACCGCCUGCGGUGGUACUGCAAGAAGGGCGGGCACGAGAGGCCGACUGUGAUUCGGGAGGAGGCGUUCCACUGCACGGAUCUGGGGACGCAGCUGAAGCCGCUGAUCAAUCACUGGAGGGAGAACGAGAGCGUGAGGAAGUGUCCUGUCUGUGGGGAGGUGGAGGAUCCGCAGUGA
Messenger RNA from Cryphonectria parasitica EP155, 564 nucleotides. Its product is annotated as 3-hydroxyanthranilic acid dioxygenase. Lineage: Eukaryota; Fungi; Ascomycota; Sordariomycetes; Diaporthales; Cryphonectriaceae. The transcript has a single exon. Gene Ontology annotation, cellular component: cytoplasm. The record is from RefSeq and is a predicted model, not a curated record. Gene Ontology annotation, biological process: 'de novo' NAD+ biosynthetic process from L-tryptophan; quinolinate metabolic process. Gene Ontology annotation, molecular function: 3-hydroxyanthranilate 3,4-dioxygenase activity; iron ion binding. The coding region runs from base 1 to 564 and encodes 187 amino acids.